UUUACAAGCUACUCUUCUAAGUCCGUCGUCGGUUUCUCAGCAACAAAUUAUUUCGAACCGCACUUGAUUUAUCUGCCGCUGCACGUACUGGUCCACCGCUAUCGAGAUAUUCGCAAGUCAAUCACUCGCAGUAACUGCCCAAUAACUCGACCGCCAAUCCUUCCCCAUGUCAUUCGGAAGACCAGGCUUUGCAGAUGUCUUCAAGCCUAGUCCCCCUGCUCGAGGCUCCUUCCCCUUAGAUCAUGACGGCGAAUGCAAAGCCUUCAUGAUUUCAUAUCUCAAAUGUAUGAAGGAGAAUGCCAACGAUAAUGGUAAAUGCAGAUUAUUCUCCAAACAAUAUCUUGAAUGCAGGAUGGACAAAGGCCUUAUGGCUCGAGACGACAUGGCGAACCUUGGUUUGGGAGAUGUUGUGGAUCCUUCUGCCCUCCCUCCUGCUUCAACACAAACCACCACUGCUCCCCUUUCCAAUCCGCCUCAUGUCCCUCAACCUCCUUCCUCCGAACAUCGCAUAUAAACUCUAUGGCUGCACUUGUCAUUUUCCUUUGCAGCAUUUCAACUCCAAUCGGGUGUGUUAGUGUGCAACUGUUAGCAGAGCGACUGAUACAGGACAACAACAUCCCGUCCAUAGAAAAAGAAAUUCCAUUAGCACAUCUCAUUAACACAUCAUUAUUGAUAUUGUAUGAAUUCACAACUCCAUUAGGCUAUUGUUCCCACG
Messenger RNA from Cryptococcus deneoformans JEC21, 715 nucleotides. Its product is annotated as metal ion transporter, putative. NCBI's taxonomy places the organism in Eukaryota, Fungi, Basidiomycota, Tremellomycetes, Tremellales, Cryptococcaceae. Bases 167 to 514 code for a protein of 115 amino acids. Gene Ontology annotation, cellular component: mitochondrial intermembrane space. The transcript has 3 exons. Gene Ontology annotation, biological process: mitochondrial respiratory chain complex IV assembly. The record is from RefSeq and is a predicted model, not a curated record.